Molecule: messenger RNA, 1701 nt
Organism: Saccoglossus kowalevskii
Lineage: Eukaryota; Metazoa; Hemichordata; Enteropneusta; Harrimaniidae
Biological process (GO): protein phosphorylation; intracellular signal transduction; mitotic cell cycle
Cellular component (GO): cytoplasm; nucleus
Molecular function (GO): ATP binding; histone H3T3 kinase activity
Source: RefSeq, a predicted model, not a curated record
UCAGGCAAUAGAUUUAAGGUUAAACAGUGUUCGGUGUCCUUAAGCAAAAUACAGACACCAAACUUUGCCAACGUGUCCCAACACAACAGUUUUGGUGAUUCUACCAGUAAAGUAUUAAAUCCACACAAUGCUGGUGACUGUGCCAUGGAAAUAAUGAAUGAUAGUAGUAAUCUGAGUGGUCAUAUUGAAAAAACACACCUAAAUACUGCGAGUGACAGUUCUACUAAUACUGCAGCUCAAAACGCGAGCUGUGGCAGUGUUCAAAAGUUACUACUGCGGCAGUGGUGCUAAAAAAACACCACAGCAGGACUGUUUUGUGAAAUUGAAUGCACUCACGCCACGGACUAUAGAUAAACACAUCUCUAGGUUGCACAACGAUAGCGUGGAAGAUAUGGAGUUGGAAUUAUCUCUGCUGAGUAUUCACAGUCAUAGUAGCGAAGAAGCUGAUGUUGAAAUGGAAGAAUGUGCAGGUGUCAUGACACCGGCAAAGAAAACCGUCAAGUCAAAACAAAAGGCUGAAUUAUUUAAAGAAGCACUGACACCCUGCAAACCUAAAGAUAAGAUUAUGUCUGCUAGGGAGAAAGUGUUGCUGCAGUGUGAGCAAAUAAACACCAUACCAUUCACUAAAUGUAUUCCAGCAGCCAUACGAAAGAAGUGCUGCAAGAUUGGAGAGGGUACCUUUGGAGAAGUAUUCCGCAUGGAGGUCAGGAGGCAUUCUCUGGCGCUGAAGAUCAUACCAAUUGAAGGUGAUUUCCUGGUGAACGAUGAACCACAGAAAACAUUUGAAGACAUCUUACCUGAAAUAGUCAUAUCAAGGGAAUUGAGUGCUUUGCGGUAUGGUGUUGAUAAUAUGACGGCCAAUUACAUAGAACUGAAAGAUGUAUCAUUAAUCAAAGGAAAAUAUCCGCAAGAUCUGAUCAAAGAGUGGGAUAAAUAUGACGAGAAGAAAACGUCAGAGAAUGACAGACCAGAUAUAUUUGAUUCUAGUCAGUUAUUUAUUAUAUUUGAAUUCAAUGAUGGAGGAUGUGAUCUUGAAAAUUUUGAGUUCAAGAAUAUGCAGCAGAUGAAGAGUGUGUUCCAACAAGUGACGUGUUCUCUCGCUGUUGCCGAGAAACAACUACAAUUUGAGCACAGAGAUCUCCACCAGGGAAAUAUUCUUGUGGCAUUCACAGAUACAGACAACUUACAUUACGUUCUAGAUAAUGAAAUGUACGAGAUAGAAACACAUGGUGUGCAAGUCAGUUUGAUUGACUUUACUCUUUCAAGACUUAAAAAAGAUGGAUGUACUGUGUUCUGUAAUCUGGCUGAAGAUGAAACCUUAUUCCAAGGUCAAGGUGAUUACCAGUUUGAAGUUUAUAGAUUAAUGAAACAAUACAACAAAAAUGAUUGGGAAAAAAGUUGCUUAAUGACCAACGUACUCUGGCUACAUUACCUUGUCGAUAAGCUAGUGAACCGGGACAGGCGGAAGUUCACAAGGAAACAAGACAAAAUGAUCCACAAAGAAUUUUUAAGUUUUUACAACGAGGCUUUGAAAUAUCAUUCGGCUGAGGAGAUUUUUUUGAACUGUAAAUUAUGUCAAUAGUUGUAAUUAGUGAAUGUGGUUGUACUAUAUGCUUGUUAGAUAUUUAAAAACUGAAAUAAGGAUGUCGUAUUUGCUCUAUUAGACGUGCAUCACUAAUAAAAGCAUAUGUAAACCAAAAA